GGAGGAGGAGGAGGAGGCGAUGCGGGGGAGCUCCGCCGCGUGAGGCGGGAGGCAGAUGGGAUGCGGGAGCUCGAGGGCGGAGUCCUCGGAGCUCGUGGCGCUGUGCCGCGCGCGCAUGCAGGGGAUCCGCGCCGCCGCGGGGCUCCGCUACGACCUCGCCGCCGCGCACGCCGCCCACUUCCGCGCCCUCGCUGCCGCCGGCGCCGCCCUCCACCGCCUCGUCCUCGACGAGACCGCGCCGGCGCCUGCGCCGGCGCCGGCGAUCGUCCUCCCCGCUUCCGAGGGCAAGGAGGUGAAGCCCCGGUCGAAGGGCUCCGACCGCGGCGGAGUAAGCGGAGAAGGGAGCGGGUCGUCGCCGUCGUCGUCGACGGUGACGCCGCUCUCGCACGAUCUCUCCGGGGAGGGAUCGGGCUCCGGCUCCGGAGGCGGCGGCGGAGGCGGAGGAGGGAGUAGUAGUAAUGGUGAUGAGAGUGUUGUGAUUGUAGAAGAAAAGCCCUCAAAAUCUCCGAGCCCUCGGAGCUACUUCAUGAGGUCGUCUUCUGGGAUCCCCUACAUUGUCUACGACGACCCGAACGCCCCGCAGUCGUCGAAUUAUGGCUACGGAUUCGGAUUCCCUCCGUAUGCGUCGGAACCAGAGAAUUUCGGCUACAAUGAUCGAACCUCAAUGAGCUCAAUGCCUGCUCCUUCUACGCCCCCUCCGCCGCCCCCGCCCGAGGGAUUGCCGUGGGAGUUCUUUGACCCCUUCAAUUCCUACGAUCAGCUGGCGUCGAACGGCGCUGAGUAUUACACAAGUAGUCCGAAUUUAAGCGAGAUUAGGGCACGCGAGGGGAUUCCCGAUCUCGAAGAGGAGGUUGAAGAGGAGGAGGAAACCAAGGAGGUGGAGAAAGGUAGGAGCUUGAAGACGGUAGUCGAAGAAGUCGAAGAAGAAGAAGAAGAAACCGAGAAAUUGGAUGAUAAGAAAUUGGACAAAAAGGGUAAAGGCAAAGCUGUCGAAAUUAGGAGCAGUGGAGACGAAGAAGGAUCAGGCGCGGAGAAGCAAGAAGUUGCGGCCGAGACUGGUAACGGCAGUAAGAAAUUGUCGGCACCGCGCGGGACGAGAGAUGUGAGGGAGGUUGUGGGGGACAUUGAGGAGCAGUUCAAAUUGGCCGCGGAAUCCAGCGAAGAGGUUUCAGGGAUGCUUGAGGUAGGGAAGGUGCCGUACCGGUCGAGAAACAGAAUCUCGCGAGUUCUCUUUUCCAGGAUUCUGGAUCCUCUGGCUCUGCCUCUGUUGACACCUCCGCGCCUUUCUUGCAAGCCUUUGCGCCGCAGGAAAAUGAGUUCGUCGAGGAGAAAGCCCGGAAAUGGAGACUCUCGAAAGCAGGUCGGUAUGAGUUCCGGCAACCUUUCAUCGACACUGGAGAAGCUGUAUGUAUGGGAGAAGAAAUUGUACAAGGAAGUAAAGGAGGAAGAAAAAGUGCGGGUAAUUUAUGAGAAGAAGUACAGGCGGCUAAAUGCUUUGGAUGGUGGAGGAGCAGAAAAUGACAGAAUCGCAUCUGCGCAGGCAUCGGUUAGAAAGCUCCGCACCAAGAUAGGCAUUAUCAUUAAAUCAAUCAACACCAUUUCAAAUAGGAUACACAAGAUAAGAGAUGAAGAGUUGCGGCCUCAACUCGUCGAACUAAUUCAAGGAUUGCUUAGAAUGUGGAAGCAAGUAUUAAAUUGCCAUCAGAAGCAAUUAGAAGCUCUAAACGAUAGCAAAAGCCGUCAACUCAUGGCGAAAACCACUGGCCCAAAAAAGUAUGUCGCGAGGACUACGAAGGAACUGGAGAAGGAGAUUGUGAACUGGUGCUAUUGCUUGAAGAACUGGAUAAAGACCCAGAAGUCCUUUGUAGAAGCCUUAAAUGGCUGGUUAGUAAAAUGGCUCCCUAAACAGCAGGAAGAAGAAACAGCAGAUGGAGUCCCACCCUUCUCCCCAAGUAGACUCGGAGCGCCAGCGGCGUUUAUCAUAUGCAAUGAUUGGUUCCAAGCAACUGCAAGGAUUAGAGAAGGCAAGUUGAUUAAAUCAAUUAAUAAUUUUGCUAGAAUAAUCCGUGAUCUUUGGGAGAGCCAAGAAGAGGAACUACGCAGAAGGCAAAAGGUGGAGUACUUAUCCAAGGCCUAUGAUCGAAAGUUAAAAUCUCUGAGGGAGAGUGGAAUAAGCGAGCAUAUGGAGGUUGUAUCUUCGGGCGAGAACAGUGAGAAUGGCUUGGAACACGACGCUCGAAUAGCGGCAUUACACGCAAUGAAAAGGAGAAGGGAUGAAGAGAGGGCCAAGCAUAAGGAAGCAGUGAAUAAACUACAAGACGUUGCUUCCAGCUUGUUGGAAAAUGGGUUGGUUCCUGUUAUUGAGGAAUUGGAGAAGUACUUCUUGGAGACCCUGAAAGAAUACGACGCAAUCAGAAUAAAAAAUAACGGGGCAUCUACGUAGACAUGGACAUUUAUACAUCAAAAUUGCAGUUUUGGCUCAUUUUUAAAGGUACUUAUUGCUUGAAUCAGAGAGUUCAAGGUCAAUGCCGGUGGGCUCUUAUGAAGCUCUUUCAGAAGUCGAUUCAGCUAUAUACUCAGCUCGUCAUUAAUCUCGGGUAUUUACAGAAUUUUUUGAUUGGUUUUUGAUUCGUGGCACGUGAUUUAUUGUUCAGAGUUAGGAUGAAGUGCGUAUUCUUUGUUCAGUGGCUUUGCUGACUAAAUUACAGAAAGGCUGUGGAUAUUUUCUGAAGUGUUUGGAAUUGGAGAGUCGAAUCAUUUGGCGACUUAACCAACAGAGUUUAUCGUGUUUUGCCGGUCACGAAGUGUUGGAUAAGUUCUCGCUCAAAGUGCGGGAGAUGCUGUGGCGGAUUGUACAUUCUCUGACUGGUUUCAUUCUGCUCUAGUGCUAGAUAACUUAGUUAGUGUUCGCGUAGUUGGCUCACUUUUCUAUUUUAGGGUCUUCUCCAAAGUUUUGCAAACCUCAAGUUAUUCCCAAGUGUAUAGUCAAUUCUUUUUUCUUUUAAUUGAUUUCAUUGGUUUCUCACAGUUCCAAUCAUUUGAUACAUCUGUAAAGGAAUGAUUUUUGAUAAUAAAAGAUUACAUGCUUACAGUGGGUCUGGUAUUAA
Molecule: messenger RNA, 3107 nt
Organism: Ananas comosus (pineapple)
Lineage: Eukaryota; Viridiplantae; Streptophyta; Magnoliopsida; Poales; Bromeliaceae
Exons: 4
Coding region: 56-2443 (795 amino acids)
Source: RefSeq, a predicted model, not a curated record